Messenger RNA from Octopus sinensis (East Asian common octopus), 2457 nucleotides. Its product is annotated as zinc finger protein 271-like. NCBI's taxonomy places the organism in Eukaryota, Metazoa, Mollusca, Cephalopoda, Octopoda, Octopodidae. Gene Ontology annotation, molecular function: DNA-binding transcription repressor activity, RNA polymerase II-specific. Gene Ontology annotation, biological process: negative regulation of transcription by RNA polymerase II. The record is from RefSeq and is a predicted model, not a curated record. The transcript has 3 exons. The coding region runs from base 524 to 2131 and encodes 535 amino acids.
UUCCGUUUUCAUAGUUGUCUUAAUUGGUUUGUGUAAUUAAAGAUAUUUCCCUAUAAAAACUGGUUUCUUUAGCAAUAAAAGUGAAGAUAUUAUUUAGUAAAAUUAAGGUGAACAUCGAAUAUCAGAAACAACGAAGAAACAUCUAUUUCAAUAUACAUCAUCAAUAGAUGUCGUCUUUUCAAGUCUAAAAGGAAAUAUUACACAGAACAGAUACAAUACUGUUUAUAUAAAGCAAAGCUAAACUACAGAUAAAUAUUUCUCUGGAACUGUUAUGUCACACCAACUUUUGUUUACUUCACUGCUUUGAUUCUUUGCCCACUGUUCUUGCAUUCUACUUUCACUUUCCCACUAUGUAAGAUGAUUCUACAUGGUUAUUAAACUUGGAAGAAUUUACAAAGAAAUUUGCAGCAUCUUCAGAUAUCAUAAUAUUUGAUGGAAAUAUAGCAGAAGUAAUAUUUAUUAGGAAUAAAAUAUAAAAACACAAAGAGCAACGGGUGUAUAUGAUAGAAAGGAAAGAAGAAUUAUGGAAAUUGAGUUAAUUGAGAAGAAGGUUAAAUAUGAAACAGACUCUAAAAGUAUUGAUUUUAUUGAUGAUGAAAAAAAUGAGAAAGGGAAAGCACCGUAUCAGUGUGAUGUCUGUGGUAAAUCAUUCACUCACAGUACCAGCCUGACUAAACAUAAAUGUAUUCAUACAGGAGAAAAGGUGUAUUGCUGUGAUGUCUGUGGUAAAUCAUUCUCUGAGGCAAAUCAUUUAACUAAACACAAGCACAUCCAUACAGGAGAGAAGCCAUACCAUUGCAAUACCUGUGGUAAAUCAUUCUCUCAAAAUAGCAGCCUGUAUAAACAUAGACGUAUACAUACAGGUGAGAAACCAUAUUGCUGUGAUGUCUGUGGUAAGUCCUUCUCUCUGAAAGGUAACCUAAUCACUCACCAACGCAUUCAUACAGGAGAAAAACCAUAUCGCUGUGAUGUCUGUGAUAAAUCAUUUUCUCAGAGCGUUCACCUGACUACACACAUACGCAUUCACACAGGUGAAAAGCCAUAUUUCUGUGACGUCUGUAGUAAAUCAUUCUCUGAGAAUAGCUCCUUAACCAAACAUAAGCGUAUCCAUACAGUAAAGAAGCCAUAUCAGUGUGAUAUCUGUGAUAAAUCAUUCUCUGAUGGAAGACGUUUCACUAAACACAAGCGCAUUCAUACAGGUGAGAAACCCUUUCACUGUGAUGUCUGUGGUAAAUCGUUCUCUCAAAGUAGUGACUUAGGUAGACAUAAACGUAUUCAUGCAGGAGAGAAACCAUAUCAGUGUAAUAUCUGUGGUAAAUCCUUUUCUCAUGGCCAUACUUUAACUGUACACAAAUACACUCACACAGGAGAGAAGCCAUAUCACUGUGACAUCUGUGGCAAAUCGUUUUCCCAUGGACCUGUCUUAACUACUCACAAACGUAUUCAUACGGGAGAAAAGCCAUAUCGCUGUGAUAUCUGUGAUAAAUUGUUCUCAGAUGCUGCUCACUUGACUAGACACAAACGCAUUCAUACAGGACUGAAGCUGUAUCACUGUGAUAUUUGUGCUAAAUCAUUCUCUCAAAAAUAUAGCUUAAUUACUCACCAACGUAUUCAUACAGGAGAGAAACCAUAUCACUGUGAUAUCUGUGGUAAUUCAUUCUCGCAUAGAUAUUCCUUAACUAUUCACAAACAUCUUCAUACAGGAGACAAACCGUAUCAUUGUGAUGCCUGUGGUAAAUCGUUUUCUUAUAAACAUACUCUAACUACUCACAAACACAUUCACACAGGUGAGAAGCCAUAUCACUGUAACACCUGUGGUAAAUCGUUCUCAGAAAGUAGUUACUUAACUCAACACAAACGCAUUCACACAGGAGAGAAACCAUAUCACUGUGAUGUCUGUGGUAAAUCCUUCUCUCAGAAACAUAACUUAGUCACUCACAAACGUAUUCAUACUGGAGAAAAACCAUAUCACUGUGAAAUCUGCGGUAAAUCCUUUUCUGGACGUGUCUACUUAACUAAACAUAAGCGCACACAUACAAGAGGGAAACCGUAUCGCUGUGAUAUCUGUGGUGAAUCAUUUUCUCAAAAACGUCAAUUGAGUGAACACGUUGCUACCCAUACGGAACAAUGACCUUAUAAAUCUCCUACAUUUUGUUGAGUAAAUUGUAUCUUUUUAUCAUUGGUAUAACUAAUGAUUUUACUAUUAGUAAUUUCUUGUUAUUAAUGCCCAAUAAUAAAAUAUCAAUGUACAUAUCACUGUUGACACUUGAGAAACAGAGAUUAAACAUAGACGCUGUAGACUUUUUUUUACUUUUUGUUCAUAAAUUUUUUCAAUCAAAUUCUUUUCUUUAUUCUCAUUAGUAAAUCUUGUAAUUUUAUGAAUGAGAGAUUUGGAAAUGUGAUAUUUUAAAAUAUGCAUGAAAUUUGUUUGUGUGCCAAUAAAAAAAAAAGGAAAAA